AAGGAACCAGACACUUAACACACCUCAAGUUAUUUUUAUCCGACAUUACGUCGUUUUGUUUAUAUAAAGAAACGAUUUUAGAAGCAAGGCAUUCAGUACAUCGAAGGCUAAGAGAAAGCUAGCAGAUUAAACAUCCCGAGAGGACAAAUCACACAGGAGGAUCUGACUGUAAAAAGAAAACAAGAAUCAAAGGAAACAAGAUUCGGUGCUUGACGGGCAGAUAAACGCACAGACUGACCAAACGAGAUACACUCAAGUUGAAAGGCGAUAGUAUACAACAGUUUAACUGAAGAUGAGGUGUUACGAAGUGAUAACGCUAGUGCUGGCGCUCUCGGCAAUCGUUAGCCAUAUUGAAGCUGCCAAAAAGGCUGACCCGGCGAAUUGUCAACCCUGGCGUGUGCCUGUGGCUGUGGACGCCCCGAACCACAACAGCCGACCUUUCUACGUGGAGUUGCACAGAUGCAUGGGACAAUGUGACAACAUCUCCCCCCUGCGAUGCGAGUGCGUCGACCAAACCAGUCAGGAUAUAUCGAUGAUGGUGACAACAACAGGUGGGUUGAAAUCGCAAGUGUUCAAGAACCACACAAGCUGCAAAACUCAAUGUAAGGCGGACUACAAGGCAAAAUGUCUGCAGAAAGGCCAUCAAUGGGACGAGCAAACCUGCUCGUGCACCUGUCCGAACCCCCCUGCUGGAACUUGCACUCUGACGAACAACAGGUGGAACGCUGGCACGUGUCAAUGUGAAUGCAAACCUUCCCUAAGUGGCUGCCCCCCAAACAAGUUCUGGAAUAAAUCCAUUUGUGGCUGUCAGUGCACCAUAAAGGCUUUCACUCGCUGCUCCAAUAUUGGCCGUGCAACUGAUAUGAGUACAUGCAAGUGCAAAAGACCAAAACCAGUUGCCAGUCAAGUUGUAAAUGGCAACAAAAAUAAUGAAAGUGAGAAAAAAUAUGUGAUAUCGCUGGCUGCAACUGGUGUAUUGCUUGCCAUGCUCUUGGUCAUUGACCUCAUUUUAAUGCGCAAAGAAAAGGGAUUCCUGUAUAGUGUUAUGAAUUGCCAUAAAAAGAAACGAAAAGGAUGUUCAGCCAACCCAGAGUUAACGGGAAGCCAGAAUAACCUUGACACACACAAUCACAAUGAUGUUGCAUCUGUCUAGCAAGUGAAGCACUGUCCACUACAUUCAACACUCAAAACACAAUCUUAGCAGAACAGCAGGUGGUGGUGAAUUUCAGACAUCAUGGUAAAUUUUGGAAUGAAAUUGGACAACAUACAGUACUUGUUUCUUCCCAAAAGCAAACAUAGAUUAUGCAUUUUGAAAUUAUAAUACAUUUAACUGAAAAUUGACAUCAACCUGCUGUUUUUAGAAGAGAAAUUUCAAAAACAUUUACUAGUUAAAAACAUUUUCACAAGUAUUAUUAUUAGGUUCUGGUUUAUUACCACACAUUUCUGCUCCUCAGAGGAUCUGUAUAUAAUAUUAUAUAUUACUAAGAUAUAUUUAUAAAAAAAUUCUUUUAAAUUAUUAUAAAAUAAUGUAUUAUGUUAAAUUAUAAAAAAUUGAUGAUGCCUAAGCAUUGAGUGCUGUAAUUCUAAUAGCAACAAAUCUAGUGUAGUUAGUUCAUUUUUGCAAUCAAUUUCGACAAUUAUUUUGUACAACACAAUUAUAUAUCUUUACAAUAGAAUUGUAAGAACGCUUUUAAAUAUUCAAAUUAA
Molecule: messenger RNA, 1707 nt
Organism: Dendronephthya gigantea
Lineage: Eukaryota; Metazoa; Cnidaria; Anthozoa; Malacalcyonacea; Nephtheidae
Product: balbiani ring protein 3-like
Exons: 5
Coding region: 293-1153 (286 amino acids)
Source: RefSeq, a predicted model, not a curated record